AUGUCUGCCUGCAACACCUUCACUGAACACGUGUGGAAACCAGGCGAGUGCAAGAACUGUUUUAAGCCCAAGAGCCUGCACUGCCUAGCAGAGGGAGGCUCGAAGAAAGGUCCCUCUGUGCAACCUUUGGGCCAGCAGAACCACCCUCCACCUGGAGCUCGCCCCAACACAGAUAUCACCAACUGCCCCCAGCGAGGUGGCAUUUCUGCACGCUCUGGACAGUUCCGUCCUCCAGUUGCCAAAAAGCCCACCAUUGCAGUCAAGCCCACCAUGAUGCUGUCUUUGCCCUCAACUGGGUUGGAUUUGGAGGGGAACCAUCCUCGUUCUGCUGACCCAACAGAAUCAAAUAAGACCUCUGCCUUCACAGUUUGGAGCCGUGACAACUCGAACCAGAAGAAACCUGGGGGACCAAACAAUAAUGAUGGUGACAGUGCUGGAAAUGAGGUUGAGGGUUACAGACAAUGCAGCCCAAGAGUACCCAGUGGUAACAAUAACAACAACGGGCUGUCUGAUGUACUGAAAGAGAUUGCUGGCCUGGGUUCAGGCCCCAGUAUGAGCUCCAGAGAGGAUUUCCUAGACAGGAUCAGCAGUUCAUACAGACGCUCUCUUGAGAGGGGCAUGCCAGCCUCCAGCUGCCUGGCCAUUGGGAGUGGUAGUGCGGCAGCUAAGCGUGUGUCCCUUAGUGACAGCACAGAGAUUAUUAGCACCGAAGGAGGCCGCUUUUGUUACCCCAGUUUCUCAAGUGAUACGGAAGAAGAAGAUGAUGAUGAUGGUGAUGAUGAUGAUGAUGAUGAUGAUGAUGACGACGAUGAUGGUGACGAAGAACAAAGUGACCAAGAUGAUGAUGGCGAACAUGAGAGCUGGGAUGAGAGUGAUGAGGAGCUCCUGGCCAUGGAGAUCCGCAUGCGGGGACAACCUCGUUUUGCCAAUUUUCGUGCAGCCACAUUAUCACCCGUAAAUUUUACCACUGGAAAGAAGUGGAACACUGUGCCACUUCGAAACCGCUCCCUGCAGAGGAUCUGUGCUGUGGAUUAUGAUGACAGCUUUGACGACAUCUUGGAUGACUACCCAUCUAUGAAUUCUAACGGGAGCCAUGGACUCCUUCCUUAUAGCUUAAGUGGUCUGCAAGGAAGCAGAUUCCUGUCCAACUCUGAAUCUACCACUUCCCCUGAGUCCUAUUCUUCUUUACCAGAGGACUCGCGCACUUCCUCCAAUGGUAGCAGUGCCCCUUCUGGCCUACACAAUGGCCUGCACUCUCCAUCAGCCAACAGAGAGCCCACUGCUUUGUCAAGUGAUGGGAAGGAGCCACCACACAGAGCACUGAAUUCACCUAAAGCCACUGAAACCCACAAAGCUGUUCUUGCCAUUCGAUUGGAAGACAAGGAUGCCAGUUGUAGGGAGGGGGGAGUUCUUCCACAAGCUCUCCCUGGCCAGCCAAUCACCAUCAGCUUCAGCCCUACUGAAGAGCAGGCUAAGCCCUACAGAGUGGUCAACCUGGAGAAACCUCCCAUUUGUAAGCCAUACACAGUUGUUGAUGUCUCUGCCUCUAUGGCGAACACAGAAGAGCAUGGUUCUGAAAGCACUCCAACAACUAAGGGGAUUUGCACAGCAUUAAGUCCCCCACCAUAUCCUGGAGGCUCCAGAAAUCAGCCUCUGUCUAUAACUUCACCAGUGUCCCCCAAAUUUCCAGUCUCAGCCAAAUCCCCAGUUUCACCCAAAUCUCCUUCUUCAGCUGUGUUGAACACCUGUAAGAAAUCCGGAAAUAUCCGUUAUCAGGAGGUUUGGACCUCAAGCACAAGCCCUCGCCAGAAAAUUCCUAAAGUGGAACUGGUCAAUGGAGGGGCUUCUGGCUCCUCUGCGCCCCCUCGACAAUUCAGUCACAAAUCAGCACCAACCUCCCCCAUAGCAGGCCAGUCCUCUUCCCGUACAGUUCCAGUCAAGUCCCCCAAUUUGUCAGAGAUAAAGUUCAACAGCUACAACAAUGCUGGAAUGCCUCCCUUCCCUAUUAUCAUCCAUGAUGAACCUACCUAUGCCCGCAGCUCCAAGAAUGCAGUUAAGGUGCCCAUCGUAAUAAAUCCUAGCGCUUAUGACAAUCUGGCUGUGUAUAAGAGCUUUCUGGGUCUUAGUGGGGAGCUGCCACAGCCCAAGACUGGAACCAGUGGACGAGUAGUCAGCCACACGUAUGAGGAAAUUGGAUCCUCAGAGAGUGUCCAGGCCUCGCCCACUGAAAGAACUGCCUGUAGCCAGUCCACACCAGAAAAACCCAGUGUUGACAGUAGAAUAGCUUCCUCAGUAACAGCACAGAAACCCCAGGAAGUUAACACCAAAACCACUAUUGACUCAAGCACAUCAACCACUGCUUCUGCUGCUCCAACUUCUCCCACUGCAAACCCUGCUUCCUCCCCCCUGAGUGGUAGCCAGGUUAAAAGCAACACCAGCUCUGUCACACUGGUGAACAGUCAGAAACCUGGCAGUGAGGUUUGUCCCAAUGUAGAAGGAAAUGGUGAAUGCCAGUCAUCAGGCUCUGCUUUGGGCCAGCGGGAGAAAGCCAGCACUGUGCUCUCCCAGAUUGUGGCCUCCAUCCAGCCUCCUUUGUCUCCCCCAGAGUCACCCUGUAGCCAAAGUAAAGCCUGCAGUAGUGAGGAGCUCUACUCAGUCCCACCUGAUGCAACCAAGGAGACACUCAGCAGACCUAAGUCACUUUUCUCCCCUACAGAUGGUUGUCUGUCUAAACCCCGGAAAGACACUCCUUCCAAGCAGCUUCCUAAAUCCCAGAGUGCCUCUGCUGCUCUUCCCCCCACAAGCCCCAAAUCUGAGUCCAGUGCUCCUUUCCCACCACCCAGGUCCACCUCUUCCCCUUACCAUGCCAGCAAUCUGCUUCAGAGGCACUUCAGCAAUUGGGCCAAGCCAGCAAGCUCUUCACAUCCUGGGGAUGGAGAGAUCAGCCCAGGAGGCGAGGGGAGACGAUCAGAAAGUGCUAAACCCAAGCGCUGGAUUUCCUUCAAGAGUUUCUUCCGCCGGCGGAAGGACGAGGAUGAGCAAAAGGAAAGAAUAGAGCGAGAAAAGGAAAAAGGCAAGUUAGUGGGCCUUGACGGGACAGUGAUCACUAUGCUUCCACCACCACCCAUUCAGCGUCAGCACUGGUUUGCAGAGGCCAAGACUGACGAUCCUAACCAGAAACCCACGAUAAUAUUCACUUACAAGCCAGAGAAUAGCACUACUGGUGACAUGGAAGGUGAAGUGCGCAUUGAAGAGGGCAGAGACAUGGGAGAUGGGAAAAGUACUAGAUCGUUGUCCUCAGGGCAGUCAACCACAAACCCCUGCUCCAAUGGGGAGUUGUGUAAGCCAGUACACCAGGUACCUUCUCAGGCAGCUGGAACAGAAACACCUACCACUACUUCACUGCCUGCCAAACUCGACCUGUCUACGUCAGGGCUGCCAGCCAGCUCCACUACCCAUGCAGCAGCACCCAGUGAAGGCAGUGUCAGCCUGGGUGAGCCUGAGGAGGGGGGCAGCCACUCUCACUCACCAGCCUCCAGCUCAUGCAGCGCCACCUAUACUAACCUUGGUCAGUCCCGAGCCAACAUGAUCCCACAGAAGCACCCCAGGAACCUGAAAACCUCCGAAGAUCCUCUGGCUUUGGCUGAGCUAGACUCCAAAGCCACACCACCCCCUUUGCCUAAGAAAGUUGUGGGUCGCUCCAACACAGAGCCCUCUGCACUGGGCAAAGAGCUGCUCUCACUGCGUCCCAAAGGUGAGGCCAAGCCCGGGGGCACGAAUCUGAGUGUGGCCAAUCCACUUUACGACCUUGACUCCACCUGGGAGACAGCCAGUCAAAGCUCGUCACUCAGCUCAGAAGCUAGGCUACUGGACCAAGAAUCUGGUGACUCUCUGGAAAGGCCAGCAGCAGCAGGAGGAGUUAAGGGUAGUCGGCCAGCUAAUAGUCUUUCCUGUUUGGCAUCCAGCGGUGGUGCUGCUACGGUGGGCCGGGAGCGCAGGGGUUGUCGCAGUGCAGAGUCCCUGGCGGGUCGGGCACGUACCACGGGCAGAGGCGGCGGGAGUACUGCCAAGACUCAGAGGCCAGCUCUCUAUAAGGGCAUGGACAGCUGGGAGGAGGUAGUGGGCCGCAUCCGUGGCCUACACACAGACACCUUGCGCAAGUUGGCAGCAAAGUGCGAGGACCGUUUUAUGGCUGGGCAGAAGGACCACCUUCGCUUUGACACUGACAGCUGGUCACACUUCAGACUGACCACAGGGAAGCCUUGCUGUGAGGCAGGAGAUGCAGUGUAUUACACAGCCUCGUAUGCUAAGGACCCACUAGUAAACUACGCCAUUAAGAUCUGCAGGUAUAAAGUUAAGGAAACCCAGCAGCAGUUUUUUCACAGUCUCGCUGUGCGACAGAGCCUUGCCGUUCAUUUUAACAUCCAGCAGGACUGUGGCCACUUCCUCGCCGACGUGCCUGUGCGCCUGCUGCCCUGGGAGGAAGAGAAGAGUGAUGACGAAGGUGAAGAUGAGAAAGGAAGGAAAGAGGAAAAGCCAACCAAAGAGGAAGCAAAAAGUCAGGAUGUACAGACCCAGCUGGAGACUGCGGCUCAGAAAGGGCAGUCAGCACCGAUGCAGGCGAGUGGUCAAGGAAAGCUGCUAAGUCGAGUGGUGGUGAUCACACGUGAGGUACCCUUUCAGACGGUGGCAGAUUUUGUGCGGGAGGGGGUGACGAGACAUGCCCGCAAUCCAGAGCUGUAUGAGCGUCAGGUAUGCCUGCUCCUGUUGCAGCUAUGUUCAGGCCUGGAGCACAUGAAGCCCUAUCAUGUAACACACUGUGACCUACGUCUUGAAAACCUUCUGAUGGUUCACUGCCACCCAGGAAACCCUUGGAAUCUGGACAUCCCAGAGCCCAACAACAACUCCUCCACCUCCUCAGGUGCCUACUCCACGGUGGCAGCGGCAGCCAACUCAGCCUGCCCUGCCCGUCUCAUCAUCAGCAACUUCUCACAGGCCAAGCAGAAGAACAUGCUGGUCGACGCCGAGACAUUACGUGACCAGUCACGGCUGGCGCCUGAGCUUCUGACCACCACGCAGUACCGCAAAUGUGAUGAGUUCCAGACAGGUAUUCUUAUCUAUGAGAUGCUCCACCAACCCAACCCUUUUGAAGAAGCUCCUGAGCUGAAAGAGCGUGAGUACACUUGGGCCGACCUGCCUCCGCUGCCCAACCGCUCCCUGUAUUCCCAGGGCCUGCAGCGGCUCGCUGGCCUCCUGCUCAAUGUUAAUCCCUCUGAACGGAUCCAGAUGGCUGAGGCUCGAGCCUGCCUGCAGUGCCUCCUAUGGGGACCACGUGAGGACCUCUUCCAGGCACUAAACUCUAGCUCUGAGUCCAGCUCUGGUCCUGGUCAAGAAGCCAUGCUGCAGAACUGGCUUGAUCUGAAACGGACACUGCUCAUGAUCAAGUUUGCAGAGCGCUCUCUUGAUUCAGGAUGUGGAGUGAGCCUGGAAGACUGGCUCUGCUGCCAGUACCUAGCCUUCGCUACCCCUGACUCCCUCAGCCGGGUCAUUCGCAUCCUGCAGCAGUCCCAAAACCAACCUCUGCUUCUCUGA
This is a messenger RNA of Chanos chanos (milkfish), 5592 nucleotides long. It is a transcript of the gene peak1, whose product is annotated as pseudopodium-enriched atypical kinase 1. The transcript has 6 exons. Gene Ontology annotation, biological process: protein phosphorylation. The record is from RefSeq and is a predicted model, not a curated record. Gene Ontology annotation, molecular function: ATP binding; protein kinase activity. Bases 1 to 5592 code for a protein of 1863 amino acids. Lineage: Eukaryota; Metazoa; Chordata; Actinopteri; Gonorynchiformes; Chanidae.